Molecule: messenger RNA, 1310 nt
Organism: Triticum aestivum (bread wheat)
Lineage: Eukaryota; Viridiplantae; Streptophyta; Magnoliopsida; Poales; Poaceae
Product: putative ubiquitin-conjugating enzyme E2 38
Exons: 5
Coding region: 1-990 (329 amino acids)
Molecular function (GO): ubiquitin conjugating enzyme activity
Source: RefSeq, a predicted model, not a curated record
AUGGAUCUUGUUAUGGAUCUUCAUCCAGUGAUAAAGUUGGAUCUUAUACAGAAAUUGAUUCCGUCGAAGCUACAGAAUUUUGUCUCUUGUGAAAUCGAGGAAGGGGAUUCUUAUGUGUAUGACGAAGAUGAAGGCUGCUAUGUGAAUGGCGUUGAAGGGCCUGAUUAUGAAUUUGAUGAGAUUGACUUAUAUCAACAACUGGAUUAUAAAUUUGACGAUUUAUAUCUGCCUCCAGGUGUGGAGGCUAGUGUACCAUUGGUGCAGAAAGCUGUAACUGAUGACGGGCCUGACAAUUUUAAGUCAAUAUCCUGUUGGAAAGGUAAAAUCUUAUGCAUAUUGCUUUACUUGGCACCUUCUUUUCCAACCGGACAUUUAUUUCUUUGUUUAACUUCACUUCAGACAGGGAAAGAGUGGACAAAAAGAAUUCAGCAUGAUUGGAAACUCCUGGAGAACAAUUUACCAGCGUCCAUAUAUGUUCGUGUUUCGGAAAAUCGAAUGGACCUUCUCAGGGCUGUGAUCAUUGGGCCUCAGGGAACACCCUACCACGAUGGCCUUUUCUUCUUUGAUGCUCAAUUCACUGUUAGUUAUCCAGCGACUCCUCCAGUGGUAUACUAUCAUUCUGGAGGACUUCGGCUUAAUCCAAAUCUGUAUGAUUGUGGAACAGUCUGCCUUAGCCUCCUGGGAACCUGGCAUGGUAAUGGCUGUGAGAACUGGAACUCAGCUCACUCAAGCAUGCUACAAGUGCUGAUAUCCAUUCAAGGUCUCAUAUUGAAUGAAAAGCCAUACUUCAAUGAGCCAGGAUACGAGACCGAAGUCAACGAUGCUAAUGGACAGAGUAGGUCCUUGGAGUAUAAUGAUACAGCAUUUCAGUACUCGUGCAGAACAAUGUUGUACUCACUUCGUAGGCCUCCACAGGUAACAUACUGCAUAAUUGUCAAGCUCUUGCAGUACACGAGUGCCCAUGGCUGCGAAGAUUCGUCCAAAAUAUAACUUGCUGCAUGUUGAUGUUGUUAGAAAGGAAGGAUAGAGAACAGAAGAUCUACUUUUCAAUGCUAACUGUAGCAGAAGUUCACGUUUUCAACUUUUAACUGCAAGAUCAAAUUAUUCAAACCAUCCGAUUGUUGCCCUUGGGUGGUUCCACAAAUGGACGCCACAUGUCUGACAUGUCACAGCCAGGAACAAAGAAACACCAAAUUUUUUUUUGCCAGAAAUGGAAGAAAUUGUUUUGGUAGAAAAGGAUCAGUAAACAGAACUUGCGACAUGGCAGUGAUGUGUUGCACAUGUGGCAUCAUCCGUCUCUACAGUUUGAG